Drosophila subpulchrella is the source of this 2208-nucleotide messenger RNA. Its product is annotated as nose resistant to fluoxetine protein 6. The record is from RefSeq and is a predicted model, not a curated record. The transcript is spliced from 5 exons. Gene Ontology annotation, molecular function: acyltransferase activity, transferring groups other than amino-acyl groups. The coding region runs from base 1 to 2208 and encodes 735 amino acids. Lineage: Eukaryota; Metazoa; Arthropoda; Insecta; Diptera; Drosophilidae.
AUGGAAAGACACUGGAAAUGGGUCUUAAUCAUCGGCAUCUUGGCUCUAGUGACUGAUGCUGCCGUGAAUGAUACUGCCACCUUGCGACAGUAUCGCUACGAUUACGGACUUUUCAAUGGCAGCUUGGAAUUGGCCACGGAAGUUAUCAGAACAGAUAUCCAGGGGAAAGCAGGAUCUGUUUUUCAGCCGCAGCAUGAACCCCAUCUCAUCCGGAGCUCUGUCAUCUUUGGGUUAACCAAAGUGGCCAACGAGAGCAAUGUGAAUCCCAGCUGCCACAACCACCUGAAGCAAGUGCAGCGGGGAAUUCUCAGCAAGCAACCUUGGGCCAUAAAGGUUCUUGAUGCGUCGGGUACCAAGCCAUCUGGUUUCGUCUUCGGCCAGAACUACUGGCUGGGAAGUCGGGAGGCGUGUCAUGGAGUCCAAAGGCCCGUGGGCAUCACCUUGUCCCGGAACUACGAGCGCGUGAUGCACUACAGCAUUCUGACGCAGAGUGCUCCCUUUGGGAUGGACUACCGAGUGAUAUACCUUCGCCACCGCUCGCCGUGGCAGGUGGAGAUCAAGGUGAUGUCCGAGCAGGUGCUCCACAUCGGUCUGUGCCUGCCCAGCUCCUGUGGCUCCGAGGAGGUGAAGCAACUAGCCAGGGAUUAUGUGGCAGACGGUUCGUUCGCCGAAGACGACAUCUUCGAUAUGAAGCCGGAGGUGCUCUACAUGAAGGAUCUUCAGCUGAAGGAGAGCUUCUACCAGCGGCUCACUUUCCGGCUGGUGGUGGCCGCGAUCCUGGUGACUGGAGCUCUGAUGCUCUGUGCCCAGCAAGUGCGGGUGGCCAAGAGGGGCGAUGAUCCGAGUCCCGGUCUGGCUCCAGUGGAAUCGGAGCUCUGGCAGGCAUUGGAUUUUCUCUUAAAAAAGGAACCCCUUCAGAAGUUCGUUUCCUGUUUCGAUGUGGCGAGCAAUUGGAGGAAGAUUUCCGCCAUGAGACCCAAUCAGCCUGGGGAGAUUCCCAUUAUGAACGGUCUGCGAUCCGUGUGUGCCAUCUGGAUACUCAUCUUCCACGUGGUGUGGUACAUGUACUUCACGGUGCACAACAAAACGAUGCUGAUUUCCUACGCGGAGCAGGUGUUCUUCCAGUACGUCUCUACGGCUCCGCUCUUAGUGGAUGUCUUCUUUACCAUCAGUGGCUUUCUGCAAACUUAUAACUUCCUGAGGAACACAAAACAGCUGGAGGCAGUGCGUCUUAAUGGUCUGUGGGGCAAUGUGAAGCUCUUUGGGAAACUGCUGUUCCAUCGCUACCUGAGAUUGGGUCCACUCUACCUGGUGGUGAUGGGCAGCGUGGACUUGGCCUUCGCCUACAUCGGCGACGUUUCGGUGUUCCACAUCAACGAGAGAUUUGACGAACUGUGUCCCCAGUAUUGGUGGAGGAACCUACUCUUCAUCCAGAACCUCUUCGAUCACCGGGAGAUGUGUGCCAACUGGAGUUGGAGUCUCGCCUGCGACAUGCAGUUCUUCCUGCUGGCAAACAUUGUGCUCUUUAUUUACGCCAAGUUUCCCAAAUUGGCCAAAGGAAUUACGCUCUCCGGGCUUGUGGCCACAAUAACCUGGUCCUACGGCAUCGGGAUCACCAACAAUUUCGAGUUCUCCUUCGACUCCACCUACGCCACUGGCACCCAGAUCUACACGAGUCCCUUCGUGAGGGUGCUGCCCUAUAUUGUGGGAGCAAUAGCCGCCUGGUUUUACCAGGAGCAGCGAUUACCAUUGGAGAUGAGCGAGCGGCGAACCCGUCGGUAUUGGCACUUGAGUCUCAAGGUGUUCGUAGGUUGUAUUUACUCCACGGUGAAGCGGGAUCUGGGUACCCUGAUCACCAUAUCGCUGUUUGUUCUGGGACGGGCUCUCUUUUCCCUCACCGUUUGCUGGAUGAUCGUGGGCAGUGCGUCCGGAACUGGGGUCUGGUGGUCUCGCCUGUUGGAGGCCAAGUGCUUUCAGCACUUAAAUCGCCUGUCCUACGCCAUAUAUCUAUUGAAUCCCCUGGUGAUUGCCCUCGUCUACAGUCUGACCAGUACGAGUUCUGCAGCCGAUCCCUUUUUGCUGAGCGUCGUCUGCUGCGGCUUUACGAUAAUCGUCUAUGUUGCCUCCAUCGCCUUUUCGCUGGCUUUUGAGCUGCCCUACAGCAAUCUGUCCAGUUUGCUGCUUAAGGGAAAACCAAAAACCUCAUAA